ACUUCUUUUUACGCUCGCUCCCAAAGCGGAGAGAGCUUUUUCGGGCUGCGGGCAGUCGCAGCACGUCCCCCGUCGGUGGGGUGUUUUGGGGGACGCUGAGCUCUGGGGUGACGCUGGCGGCUUUGGCGUCGUGGUUCUGCUGCCAUGAGGACGGAGGUGCCGGAGGAGCGGUGAGGUCCAGCUGUGUGGGCGGGCAGGUCCAGCUGUGCGGGCAGGCAGGUCCAGCUGUGCAGCCCUGUGGGCUGCUGCUCCGCUGCCCGUGGUUGCCCAGCUGGGAAGGAGGACCCAAGGACUUCUCCUAGCCAGGUCAGAGAGCUGUGCCUCUUAUCGCUUGCUUCUCCUGGCUCGGCUGCUUCAGAGCUGGAAAACAUUUCCAGUCCAGGACUUAUCCCCUGGGGGCGAGCGGAGGUUUCAGCCUGAAUUACGGAAGAGGAGAAUUGCUCCUGGUUGUGUUGGGUGACUCAGUAGCUGCUAGAUUGCAGGAGGGAGGGCAAAUGGCAGCCGGAAGAACAAACUUUAUUUAACCCCUUGUAGCGCUGGUGGGAACCGUCGUCUCUACCCUCUUCCGUGCCGCGGCUGGAGGCGUCCGGGAUUUCUGCUUUCUCUUCCAGCCUGGAUAAACCAGGGCACUGUGAAAUCAGGGGCCAACAUUUGGAAUGAAUGAUUUUUUUUAAAUUUGUUUUGUUUUGGUUUGGUUUGAGGUCAAAGCUCUCGAGGGUUGUGUCUGGUUAUCCAGCUCCUCUUUGCUAUUUAGGUGGAAGUUAUGGUAGGAACGGUAGCUCGUUCUUGUGCAACCCGAUUUUCCUCCGCUCUCCCGUGUCCAGAACUGACCAGCUCGGUGAUGCUCCUGAUUUUUAAAAGAACGGAGAAACGCACGUAUAGUGAUGACUACCCUGCUACUCACUGAGCAAAUAACACAAGAAGACCACGGCUCAGAGGGAAACUACGUGCUUUAUGGAUCCUCUUGCGCCCAAAUCACCGAGGAAGCUGAAUACGUGAAAAAGCAGCUUCCCCAAGCCGCGGGCGAUAAAGCGGAGUCGAAGAGCAGCGGCUGGAGCUGCAGCCCUGUUGCAAGGACGGUGAAGGAAACAGAAGAGCAGCUGCUGGUGGUGAGCAGGGAGAACCAAGCGCUGAAGAUCAAGCUGGAAGCCACGAGAGAAGCAGGUGUACAGGCUCUCAGAUCUGCCUCCCAACAACUGCGUGAGAACUACCGGACUCGGUCAGAAGAACUGAAAAAAAGCCACGAGAAUGAAAAGCAGCAAAUACAGGCCUACAACCUCCGACAAGAAGCAAAGCUCCAGCAAAGCUCCGCUAACGCCGGCCGCCUCGCCGAAGGCAUCGGGGAAAAACGUACCCGCAUUGCAGAGAUGGAGAGGCGCGUGCGAAGGAUGGAGGAGGAAAAGAAAACUCUGAUAGAGAAGAAAAUGGCAUUUGAAAAGACGCUUCAAGAGAUGAUGUCAAGGAAUGAAGACAGCAAACGGUGCCUGGAUCUCCAGAGGCAGAUUUCCACCCUGCGGGAGCAGAUCCUCCACCUCCAGCGCGUGAUCCAGGCGCAGCACCGCGACCUGCGCGGCGUGAUACGGGAGGCAGAGGAACUCAACAACGAACUCAGCAACCAAGAUAAAAAAAUAGAAAACCUGACGGGGAAGCUGACCGCACUGGAAGCGCAGAAUAAAGAACUGAAAGACAGAGUAGAGUUCUGGUCUAGCCAGCCCAAGGCUAACGCUUCCAAAGCUCUCCAGACUGACGCCCCACGAGAUUUUGGAGCUUUUGGAGCAUCCCCUUACCUGAUGCUCACCAGGCUAAGGAAGCACGAGAGCUGAAGGAACGACUGGAUGUUUGUCUCCUACCUUUGUCAGAAGGACUUUUUCCAUCCGUUGCAACCUGUAACUCCUACGGCCUCGCCUUCACACACGCGGCGCUGCAGGGCUGCGCUUGAAAGAAUAAACCCGGAAAGAAGGCGAGAGCUGAGGAGAGAGGAGGGGAGCUCACGAACGCCCGCGCAGCCCGGAUGGCAAAGGCAGCCCCGGCCGUACCUGGGGGACGCCGCAUCGCCGGAGCUCUGGUGCGGGCAGCGGCAGGCACCUGCCUGCACGAAGGGGCUGCCACCUGCACAGACCGCGGCACAGACUCAGUUUAAUCGCGACUCUCAUUUAGGUAAGAUUCGAAAAUAAAGCUUUGGCUAACCCGGUACGUUGUUAAGAGUCGCCGCUUUCCUGCCUGCUGUCGGAGCAGGGGGUGGAUGGAGGUGGAGCGGGGGUCCUGCCAUUUCGAGGGGCUCAGCUCUCCUCCGGCGUUCGACCCCGCGGGCACGGCGUGGUUUAGGCAUAGCAGUGCCGUAAUGGCGCAGCGUCCUUCCUCGGGCAAGGGCUGAGCGGAUCCCUCUCCGGGUUAACCCGGCUCUUGUUUUCCUGAAAACUUUCCAUGGCGAAUAGUGAAUUUUCUGCCCGCGUCAGCGUGAAGUUCUUCCCUGAGCCUUCCCUCCGGCUGAAAUCCCUUUUGGAGGGGAAAGG
This is a messenger RNA of Grus americana (Whooping crane), 2513 nucleotides long. It is a transcript of the gene CCDC68, whose product is annotated as coiled-coil domain containing 68. The coding region runs from base 885 to 1823 and encodes 312 amino acids. The record is from RefSeq and is a predicted model, not a curated record. The transcript is spliced from 10 exons. Lineage: Eukaryota; Metazoa; Chordata; Aves; Gruiformes; Gruidae. Gene Ontology annotation, biological process: intracellular signal transduction. Gene Ontology annotation, cellular component: intracellular anatomical structure.